AUGGGCGCUGCGGAACCCGUUGUCGCAUCAACACCACAGCACGGGCCACGGGGGUUGGGAAAACAAAGGUUGUGGCAGGCUCUAAUUUGGCGGCGAUAUCACUGUGGCCUUACUCAAAUGUCACUCGUGUUUUCGCGCACCCUGACCUUGACUCACCUACUGGACAUUCGCGCACUCAGACAGAACUCGCGCGUCGUUGUUGCCUACGCACCACCACCACCACCACCACGGGCAAUCUGUGAAAGUCUAGCUCCUCAUGGAAAGUGUGCAGAAUUGCGAGACUACGUCUCUGUGUGCCUAGUGAUGGAGUCAAAGAGGAGGUGGGAUUGUCAACCUUCACAAAAUUCUACUACAGCUGCCUCUCUCCUUCCCGCUCGUUUUCGAUGCAGUCUACUGGAUCAACUCGACAGGAUCGCCUUCACCAACGAAACGGAACGGUAUCAUCUUGUAGGUCCAAAAAUGGGACUGGGGUUUUGCCGUUUUGUUGAACGAUCUCGGCUCUACUCACCAACAGGCGGUGAGACAAGAAGUGCCGAAAUUUCGGAGCAAAAAGACGGUUCACCUGCAGUCGUAGCGACAGUAACGACAGAUGAUCAUCGCCUCGUUGGGCCUGGUGACCGAGUCAAAUUUUUUGCCGAG
Messenger RNA from Hydatigera taeniaeformis, 639 nucleotides. Lineage: Eukaryota; Metazoa; Platyhelminthes; Cestoda; Cyclophyllidea; Taeniidae. The record is from the annotation of a GenBank genome assembly.